Messenger RNA from Xiphophorus maculatus (southern platyfish), 1268 nucleotides. RefSeq names its product mitochondrial ribosomal protein S7 (gene mrps7). Gene Ontology annotation, molecular function: rRNA binding; structural constituent of ribosome; mRNA binding. Gene Ontology annotation, cellular component: ribosome. The coding region runs from base 1 to 723 and encodes 240 amino acids. The transcript has 5 exons. Gene Ontology annotation, biological process: ribosomal small subunit assembly; translation. NCBI's taxonomy places the organism in Eukaryota, Metazoa, Chordata, Actinopteri, Cyprinodontiformes, Poeciliidae. The record is from RefSeq and is a predicted model, not a curated record.
AUGAAACAAGAAGAAGACAGUCACAUUUUCAAGAUGGCUGCCUCCAUCUCAGGAUUACUAAAACCUUGGACACCGAGAGUGCUCUUGGUGAGAUGGAGCAGAUACAACCCUUACUAUCUGGAGCCAGAGGUCAGGAAGGAGGCCUACAGCCGCCCAGAGAGCGAGCUGAGUGCCGAGGAGAAGGAGGAGCGCGAGCUGAAAAUGCUCCGACCCAUCAAAGCUGCUACCAAUUCAACGACGAGCUCCGUUUUCAACGACCCCGUCCUCAGUAAAUUCAUCAACAUGAUGAUGAAACACGGACAGAAGACUUUGGCCAGAGAGAUUAUGAUGCAGACGCUGGAAAAUAUAAAGAGGAAGCAGGUGGAGAAAUACCACAAAGCUACAGAUGGGCAAAAGGAUGGGAUUGAAUGUAAUCCCUACGCCAUUUUUCACCAGGCCUUGGAGAACUGUAAGCCUGUCGUUAUGCUGGCCAGCAUUCAGAAAGGUGGAAAAUACUAUCAGGUGCCCAUCCCGCUUACGGGCCAACGCCAGCGCUUCCUGGCGAUGAAGUGGAUGAUCACCGAGUGCAGGGAAAACAAACACAGGCGCACGCACAUGUACGAAAAGCUCUCCCAGGAGCUGCUCGCCGCUUUCGAAAAGGAGGGCAACGUCAUCAAGAAGAAGCACGAGCUGCACAAGAUGGCCGAGGCCAACAGAGCCUACGCCCACUACCGCUGGUGGUAGACGGAAAGCUGUGCUGGACUCAACAUGCGAUGAAAACUCCUGUUGUAGAUAGUGAAUAUUUCUCGAGAAGGGACAGUAACCAGGAGACCAGAGAACGACUCACCGAUGGGUUUUUGUAGAAAAGGAACUGAAUCGCGAGUCAAACCUCUGCUGAGUUGUUUGACAACAAAUGGGACCGAAGUGUAAGGAUUUAUUUAAAACAAAUAUGUUUAAUAUGCAACACGAGUAGAAAAACAGAACAGAGAAAUGUAAAAGUAUUGCCACUUUGUAGGAAAAUACCAAAAUCAACUGCUGUCAGGCCUGUGGCCUGUCCUGUGUUUAAAUGAUUUUCCAUGAGUUCUGAACAUUCAGGCUGGCUUUUACCAAAUACACCAAUAAUUUCUAAAGUUUAAUACAAAAACAAAUCAGGUCAUUAUGACCCUGAAGCCAGAUAAGCUAGAGUCGUUUAACCUCUGUUAGAAAAUGUAGGUUCAGAGCUACAGAUCAAACUGUUUUCAACCUUAAAAUAAAUCAACAUGGGUCAAAACCCAAUGAACUUGGUCAAA